UUUGAAUUCGUUUUGUUAUUACUAGUAUUUUUGGUACUUGCUUGACCGAAUACAGUGUUUGUGUCCUAGUUCUGUCUCCGAAACUACCACAUUGGACUGAUAUGGUUCAAAUGAAAUGAGAGUGAACCUGAUUGGACUGAAACAUGAAGAUGAUUGAUCACGAAAAUCCAAAACUUCCAAAAGAUGCGAGUUCAAAAGUCAGAUGCCACCUAGCGACAAUAGGAAAAUGACUGACCGAGCGUACCUGCGAAUUAGUUGCAGCACUCAAAUAGAGAUGGCGCUGAUCUUGCUUCUGGUGUUGGCGGUCGGUGUUAGUGCUUCCACGCCUGGUGGAGAGGUGGCGCUGGCGAACGUUACGAGAUUCGCUACAGGAGAUGCCUUUGCCCUUGUCAGCUCGGACUGCGGAAUGACGCGCUGCAUGGAAGAGUCUCACGGCACCGCGCUGCCUAUGGGCGGCCAGGGUUGCGUGUGUCAGUGUAGCCCGGAGACCCCCGCGUUUCGAGAGGACCAGAGGACGUGUGUCGGGCAUAUAGACGAAUGCGUGAUGGCGAGCUUCGGGCGCGGAGCGACGAAGCCGCAGAUCCCGUUGGUAUUCCUGCCGAUGAAGGGUCAGAUCAUGUACCCGAGCAAAGAAAUUGUUUUUACAGACGUUGAGGACGCAGUGUGCGCAGUGACGAGUGCGCAGUACCUGUCUCCGUCCGGGUGGGUGACCCUGCGAGACCUGCUCGACAAUGAUGUGCCGUUUGGCCUGUAUCGGGAUGAGGGAAGCACGUUUCUGCAGUGGCGAGGCUCGACAACGCUUCACAACCGUCUUGAGGGCCGACUGGUGGCGGUUCACGUGCUGUGUUCAGCCCCGACGCCAACCCGUCUAGCUGCCUCCUGUGCAGCUUUCCGUGUGGCUGGUGCUUCACACAAUAUCGACGUACGUUCGAUCCCUUUCCAUGCCGGAGAAAUAGUAACAGCAGAACCAGCGACACAAAGCCAAGGUCUAAGCGUUCUGGAAUCCUUAGCCAUCGGAGUUUGUGUCCUAAUGCUGGUCUUCGUCUACGCAGCUGGGAUUGUCUUCUAUGUUCAUUAUAAGCAGAGGCAGAAGAGAAAGGAAAAGGACCCUGAGAUGAACUUCUCAUCGACCAUGUCCACGGAUAAUGGUUCUACGUUGGACUCUCGAAUAGGAUUGGAUAGUAUGAGAAUGAAAACAAAUCCCUUGAUGAAAUUGGAUGGAGAUUUCCUAAAUGACGCCGGACUCUCAGAUGUCAGUGAACGCACUGAAGAAACAAUGGAUUCAUAUACUUCAGAAAAGUUCCAGAAAAUGAAUCCUAACGUGGUAUCUGCGAUGGUCCACAAUAGUCGUAUGAAGAAGAAGCCUGCCCGGCCUUCAGUGAGAGCUGCAACCACACCAGAGCGUGUGACAGAAAGGUUGCAAAGACGUUCAGCAUCUCCGGAUACGUUUGAGCGAGCUCCGCAUUCGGACUUGUCAAUUGUGGACUACCGAGUGGAAAAUGCGGCGAACCAGCCGCCUCAAUCAAAUGGUGAACCGGCCAUUAGGAGAAAGUUAUACUUCAAUCCUGUGUUCUUUGAAACAGAACAUUUGAAGAAUCCGCCUCCAGCCGCUCUUGAAUUCCUUGAGAAAAUUCGAGAAGUCAUGUCCAUCGCCAAAGAGAAGAUGACAUCUAAAAGAUUUAUCCCGAUUUUGUCAGAUAUUCCAGAAGAAGAAUUGUAUCAUACUAUUGAUCUAGGUUGGGAUAUUCCAUGCGCUAGGCGUGGACGUCGAUUCAGUGCAAUAAGCUUGAAACGAGAAAAUAGUCGACGAGCCGUCCACUGUGGCGGAUGCCCAGGUUGCGACAGUAGUGAGAGAGACCAGAAAGCCAAAGUUGCUUUGGCUCGAUCUAACUCGUGUAAAACGUGUGUUAGUGAUGACUACAAACAGAAGAUUGUGCGGAAAUGGUUAGAUGAAGUACCUUUACCACCCAAUUCAACAAAAUCCAUUAAACCAGUUGCAGUAGCUAAAGUCAGUGGAACUCCGAGAUUAAGUGAACCUAAAACUCCUGAGCAGCCUCUUCAAAGCCCACAACCAAUCAUCAGGGUUGAGGUGCCUAAACCUAUCAAGAUCACGGAAACCAAUUUGAAGGAAGCUUUACAUUCUAUCCCCCAUGUACACUUAGACAGUAGAAAAGAAAUUAGACGGGGAUCUGAUCAAAAAACUACUAAAGGAGAUAAUGCGAAGGACAGUGCAAAAGAAGAACCAAAAACAAAGGCCCCAACUAUGGUUACACUUGAUAAACGAAGUCCAUCGAGUCACGCUACUCGACGUAUCCGGAAAAGAUUACCGCCACCUCCGCCACCUCCUGACAUGCCACCACCUGAGAUUCCGAAAACUGAAGAAGAACCUGUAGCCCCUGAAGUGAAAGCUAAAAUGCAAGCUGUUAUACAGGAAUUAAAUCAGUGUCGUCGAGGUGAACCCAAAGAACUAGAAGAGGUAAAAACUGAAACUAUUGCUCCCAUUGCUCCGAAAAUUGUUAUUCCUGUGCUAGCAGCUGACUCACAUUAUUUCAGUGACGAUAAUCUCUUAGAAUCAAGGCGACGUGAGCCAUUCAUAAAAUUUGACAGUUUAGAGCGCAACAAUUUAUUGAAAAAGAGGCGGUUCUCCUUAGCUUGCAGUCCUGAAAUAUCAAUGAAAAAUAUAACACCAUACCAGCAACAUAUACCGACACCUAAACAGAGAUUAUCACAAAGCUGGCGUGAUGUUAGAAAAGCGGUGGAUGGUUAUCAAGUAUCAAGUGCGGCUUCAGUUGAUUCUGAAUAUGAAAACCGAAGUUUACCAGUAAGUGAAGUAUUUAUAAAUACCAUGGAGCCUUUGUACAAUAACUUACCUAAACCUGGAGCACUAACUAUUCAAGUGAGUGGAUCUCCAGUGGAGAAGAGACGUAACCUAAAUGAUGACUUUGAUCCUGAUACACUGGACAGAAAGCCAAGGCGCGAUAUCAAGAAACGCGUGGACAAGAUUCUUCUAAAAUCUGGAGGCAGCUUUAAGCACAAAUUUACGGAGAUAGAUAGUAAAGAGAGCAAAUCUCCCGAUAUCGGGUUCACAAGAAAGAUUGGCAGUCUCAGGCAAAUCUAUGAAGCUAAAACAAAGGUACAAGAUGAAUCAUUACGCUUGUCAUUCUAUGAAAGGCGAGGUAGUGUACCUUAUAGAAGCGAAGAAGUGUCAAGAUUCGUAGCUGCUCUUAAGACUCCCGAUCUGAUAAGGCAAGUAAAUGUGCAAGAUGUUAGGCCACCGGUGCCACCAAAACAGCGGCAGAUAAAUCUUUCUCCUAAAUUCUCUACUCCAAACCGGGAAAGUCCGCCAGGGGAAAGACGAAGAGCUCUCGAAGAGAGGGAUCGAUUCCCUCCUUAUUCAAGAGCUGAGAACCUUAACGCCCGGCGAUCUGGACGUAGGCUACCUAGAACUAGAUCACGUCGAAGUGAUCUAAGAAAACUUUACAAAACCGAAGAUUCUGGAUACAUGAGUACAGACUCGAACGAAUCUAAGCGCAGAGCCAGAUACCUGUUGCAGCUGCGACCGCCAAAAACACUUGUACCUGAACACACAAUGAUGCCAUGUAUAACCGUAACUAAUAAGACACCAACUUUACAAAUCGAGUCUGAUACUGAUGACUUAGAGUCGCUUUGCGACGGUCGCAGUGAAUCUGGAGGAGAGAGUGUUGAGACAGAUUCAGUCUUCUUUGGUAACUUCGACGAAUCCAAGCAAAUGCUCGCUGAGUUAGGAAUGUACAGUUACGACGUUCAGAAAAGGAUACAAAGUCAAGAGCAGAUUGACUCUGGGUUCAUGGGUGAGACGAACAUAAUUUUAAGUGGAGACAGUGACUCGGAGCACAGAAGUGUCAUUUCGAUAAUAGCGGGUCGGGAUGGGCGCGCCUCGGCUGCCUCCAUUGCACAAUUAGAUGACCCCCCGUACGUUCACUCUGUUGAAUGUUAAACACAUCAGUGAUGACUAAAAUAUUGUAGGUUGCUGAUCUGUAGUUUCGACGUUGAGUUUACUAAUUCGUAAUAUUGGCGAAGUUUUAACCCAAUUGUAGAUUUUAUACUUAAUUGGUGUCAUAUAGAAAAAUUGUUUUCUUAGUUAAAAUAUUUGGAUUAGGAGUCCUUAUUCUUUACUGUGCAAUAACAUGUGACAAUCACAUACAUAAUACUCAAUGUCUAAAUGUAAAUAAUGUUUUAAGUGUCAAGUAUGAGAUUAUUUUUCUUAAGAUUGUCAUUAUUAUUUUAUAUUCAUCAUAUCAUUAUUUUUUGUUUCAUGAAGUUUGAUUUAUUGAUGUUUGCUUAGCAAAACUUAAAGUGCCUUGUAAAAGAAUAGAUAAAGACUUUACCUCAAUAUACGUACGUGGUUUGGAAGAAUUUACAAAAUAAUAAAAUAAAUUGUAUAAAUAUUAGUAUAUAAUCAUACAGCCCACCAUUGACGUAAUUGUAUGUGCUUGUUUAAACAUACUUAAUUAAAAUAGGUUGUAUCAUUGAAAUCAGAGUUUGUCAUAAAAUUAAUCAUAAAUAGUUUUCUUUAUUAAUGUUAAAUAUUUUGUUUACCUUAGUUUUCUAAUGUUGUUGAUGUAAAGUUGUAUAUUCAAUGACCGGCCGGUUGUGCAAUUAAAUUAUAUUUUAUAUCUAGAGGAUCCGGAUGGGAAACGUUUAGUGAAUUUAAAAAAUAUUAUGCAUCAUUAAUAACAUUUUUAUUUCAGUGCAAUAACUUAAAUUAAAUUUAAAACCAUUAUUCUUAAUUAUGUAAAAUAUUAUUUAAAUUCCCUUUUAAAGGAUUGUUUUUCGGUGUUUGGUUUGGAUUAGAGGCUCAAAUAUUUAUUGGAUUUAUUACGUUUAAACAGUUGUUAAUUAUUUAGGGAUAAAUAUGUAGGAUAGGGAAAUGAAUAUUUUCGUACUUUGUUUUUCUACAAAGCAAUUUAGAAAAUAUUGUUGUAUGAAUAAAUAGUUUAUUUUUA
This is a messenger RNA of Leguminivora glycinivorella, 4985 nucleotides long. RefSeq lists its product as uncharacterized. The transcript is spliced from 10 exons. The record is from RefSeq and is a predicted model, not a curated record. Gene Ontology annotation, biological process: imaginal disc-derived wing hair organization. Gene Ontology annotation, cellular component: cell cortex. The coding region runs from base 203 to 3976 and encodes 1257 amino acids. NCBI's taxonomy places the organism in Eukaryota, Metazoa, Arthropoda, Insecta, Lepidoptera, Tortricidae.